Molecule: messenger RNA, 645 nt
Organism: Penicillium angulare
Lineage: Eukaryota; Fungi; Ascomycota; Eurotiomycetes; Eurotiales; Aspergillaceae
Exons: 4
Coding region: 1-645 (214 amino acids)
Source: RefSeq, a predicted model, not a curated record
AUGAAUCUCCUCGGAAACGUACUGAAAUAUACCAAAAAGGGCCAGAUAUCCGUCUUAAUCUAUGCGACUGAUAACUUAAAAGGCCAGGACAUACUUUUGGUAGGUAUUGGCCUCGGUCUAUCAAUCGUUUGUGAAAUUGUGAGAACGCUGGAUGGAAAUAUCAGGAUCAAAAGUCGAGUCGGCGAAGGGACUACUGUUAGGGUGAUAAUCCUACUUGAGUGUCCGGUCGGAGAAAAAAGCCUCCUAUCGACGCCCUUGCGCCGAAAAGCUGGAAUAGGAGCCACUUGUGGUACCUUCUUAAUUACGUCAAAUGAAGUUGACCGAGAAGUAUGUCGCAAUAUGCGGGGUAGAUCCCCUUUAUCUUGGCGAUAUGGCCUGAGGCUAGUGUCUUGGUCCGUGAAUGAACUAAUUAAUGUUUUACUUGCAAACGAAAGCGAUUUGUCUAUAGAAGGAUUCCUAGGUUUGUACUCCGUAUUGCUACGAAUGCUUAUUUUCCGCAAUUGUAUAGGUAGCUCUAGCGACGUUAGAAUACAAUGGCUGUACCUUGCCGAUUCUAUGAACCUUGCUAGAGGAAUUUUGAACUGUCUCUACCUAAAGCUAGGAUCUUCGGCAUUACCUGCGCUGCGUUUGAAUCUUUCUGAGUAA